UCAUUAAAAGGCAAAAUUGAACGAGUGAAUAUGGAAACCAAAAUAUAUGAUUUAAAUUACUAAAAACAAGCUUAAAUCUUGAAAAAAAUGAACUUCAGACACCUAUGAUCGCAUGUCUCAUGACGAGGCAUUCAAGUGUACAGAGUGCGUCUCUCCACGUAGCUGCCAAGCCCAUACAAAGGAAUCAAUUCAGCAACUCUGAUGAGCGUCUCAAGAUCGAAGCGGUGGAGACUCUAGGGUUUUGCCUCUGCCCCGUCGUUUCCACUGCUACUCUGAGUCCUUCUGAAGUGGCUGUUUGCAUCUCACUCUCAGGCUUUUUCCUUCAUUAGGUUCAUAUUAAUCAUGAAGCGGAGGCGCACUAGAAUCACUGAUCUGAAUGACGAUGUCCUCACGCACAUCAUGUGCUUCGUUGCUGAUUCACCCGAUGGAUCUGUGGAUAUUGCAAAAACUAUCUGUGUAUGUAAAGCGUUUUGGAAGCUUUCUGAGGACCCAAUCGUCCUAAAAUCAUUAGCUUUUGAUGAAGAUAAGCUUGAUGAUUUUACUGGAUUGUUGUGGGAGCCGAACGGCUUGUUGAACCGAAGCGCACAGGCUGGGAACGUGAAAGCUCGGGAGAUCCUAAUUAAGGAUGUGAAUGAAAGGCUGAUGGCGACGACUGUGAGGGCAAGAGCUAUAAAAGUUGCUGAGAAAACUAUGUCACUGAUGAUGAGGGCCUUUGAUACUGUUGUGGCUACGAGGGCAAGAGUGAGGGCGUUUGAAUCAGCCAUCCAGGACAUUGUGGACAUGGUUGAUUCUGUAGAGGUUGAAUGCAAAGAAAUAAUGGAGCAAAUGGGGCGAAUGGGGUACGCUGCAGGUGGCCCCAUUAUUCCAGUUGCUCCUCAUACUGCCUAUGCUGCUUAUGCUGCCUAUGCUGCUUAUGUUCCCGAUGCUCCAGGUGCUCAAGAUGAUCCAAAUGCCCCAGAUGCUCAAGAUGCUGCCGGAGCUCCCCAUGCUCCAGUUGCUGAGAACCUUCUCCCCAGGGAGAACUAAGUUGUAGCUCAGAGUCUAGAAGGACAUUUUAACUUCUGUUUCUAUGUUUAUGGUAGAACAACUUUUUCAAACACACGUUUGUGUGUGUUUUGUCUAGAUGAAUCCCCAGCUACUUUGCUUAAUGUAUAUACUGGGCUUUGGUGUCGACCCACGUGAAUUGCCAUGGCUAAUGCUUUGCAGUAACUUUUUCCGAGCUAACAGCAAAGAAGAAAGUCUCCUGACUUCCAGUUGUUGUGAAAGGUUCAGUUUGGAAACUGGAGAGGAAGAUGGUGGGUUGAACUUUGUAGCUCAGAGACUAAUGAGUAAAUUUUAGCUUUUCUCUUUA
This is a messenger RNA of Vitis riparia (riverbank grape), 1351 nucleotides long. RefSeq lists its product as uncharacterized. Gene Ontology annotation, molecular function: protein binding. The transcript is spliced from 7 exons. Lineage: Eukaryota; Viridiplantae; Streptophyta; Magnoliopsida; Vitales; Vitaceae. The record is from RefSeq and is a predicted model, not a curated record. Bases 343 to 1026 code for a protein of 227 amino acids.